Alligator mississippiensis (American alligator) is the source of this 1240-nucleotide messenger RNA. It is a transcript of the gene GMPPB, whose product is annotated as GDP-mannose pyrophosphorylase B. Gene Ontology annotation, biological process: cell wall mannoprotein biosynthetic process; GDP-mannose biosynthetic process. Gene Ontology annotation, cellular component: cytoplasm. The transcript is spliced from 9 exons. The coding region runs from base 59 to 1141 and encodes 360 amino acids. Lineage: Eukaryota; Metazoa; Chordata; Crocodylia; Alligatoridae. Gene Ontology annotation, molecular function: mannose-1-phosphate guanylyltransferase (GTP) activity; GTP binding. The record is from RefSeq and is a predicted model, not a curated record.
GUCGUGGGCGCGGGGCGACGGGCGCGGUGACGUGGCGCUGCCGGGCCGGGCCGGGGCCAUGAAGGCGCUGAUCCUGGUGGGCGGCUACGGCACGCGGCUGCGGCCGCUGACCCUGAGCGCGCCCAAGCCGCUCGUGGAUUUCUGCAACAAGCCCAUCCUGCUGCACCAGCUCGAGGCGCUGCGCCAGGCGGGCGUCAGCCACGUGGUGCUGGCCGUCAGCUACAUGUCGGAGGCGCUGGAGCGGGCCAUGCGCGAGCAGGAGCAACGGCUCGGCAUCCGCAUCUCGCUGUCGCACGAGAAGGAGCCUCUCGGCACAGCCGGGCCCCUGGCGCUGGCCCGCGAGCUGCUGGCCGAGGGCACCGAGCCCUUCUUCGUGCUCAACAGCGACGUCAUCUGCGACUUCCCCUUCGCCGCCCUCCUGCGCUUCCACCGGCACCACGGCCGCGAGGGCUCCAUCGUGGUGACAAAGGUGGAGGAGCCGUCCAAGUACGGCGUGGUGGUCUGUGACGCGGAGACCGGGCGCAUCCACCGCUUUGUGGAAAAGCCGCAGGUGUUUGUGUCCAACAAGAUCAACGCUGGCAUGUACAUCUUCAACCCCAGCCUGCUGCAGAGGAUCCAGCUACGGCCCACUUCCAUAGAGAAGGAAAUCUUUCCAGUGAUGGCUGAGGAUGGGCAGCUAUAUGCCAUGGAGCUGCAGGGAUUCUGGAUGGACAUUGGGCAGCCUAAAGACUUCCUGACAGGCAUGUGCAUGUACCUGCAGUCGCUGAGAGUUCAGCACCCAGAGAGACUGCAUUCAGGCACUGGCUUUGUGGGGAAUGUCCUGGUGGACCCCAGUGCCAAGAUUGGCAUGAACUGCACUAUUGGUCCCAAUGUUACCAUUGGGGCAGGAGUGGUAGUGGAGGAUGGGGUGCGCAUCAAGCGCUGCACAAUCUUGAAAGGCUCCCAAAUUCGCUCCCACUCCUGGCUAGAGUCCUGCAUUGUUGGCUGGAGGUCUUCCGUGGGCCAGUGGGUGCGCAUGGAGAAUGUGACAGUGCUGGGUGAGGACGUCAUCGUCAAUGAUGAGCUCUACCUCAAUGGGGCCAGUGUGCUGCCUCACAAGUCCAUCUCUGAAUCUGUGCCAGAGCCACGCAUCAUCAUGUAACCUCCCUGGAGUCCUUGCUGCUGUGCCAGAACAGUCCGAGAUUGCCAAGGACUCUCCAGGCCAGUGCACUGGCUGGAUUAAAUAUUUAUAGCUCCUUGA